GAGGAGGCACAGCGCGAGAUCCGUGCCGCCGAGCGUCUUUCCCGCGCCGGGGCCGGUGCGAUGCGGAACUUUUUCUGCGCGCGGCGCCGCAUGACAGGCCGCGGCUCCGCGCGCGCUCGCGUCGCAUCUGAGCCUGGGCGCGGCUGUGGCCCCACGCUCCUCUGGUUAUGUCGGCACGCGGAGCGCGUGUUCCCUCGCUCCUGCUGGCCUGCCUCCCUCUCUGCCACCAUCGUUCGGGCUCGCAGGUCCGCAGGGAGGCGCGGGCGCCGAGUCGCAUGCAGCGGGUCCCGAGAGAUGUGCGCCCAGUCCGUGCCGAAAGACGACGCUUGGCCCCCUGCCUGCACAGUUCAGCAGCAGCAGCUUACCCGUCGGCAGUAUCAGCGGCCAUAUUGUGGCAUCGCCCCGCUCUGGACUCGGACGUACUCCGACCUCAACUUGCUGGUGCGCCCUGCGCCCUAUUUUUUUGGGCGUACCAUGCACGCGCCGCGUGGCUACAAGUGCAUCUCGUCUUUUUUGAAUUUCCGACCGAUGCCAGCAUAUGCUUGACACUCGCACCAGGCGGUGUCGUGCAGCAUCGGCCUGGAGGAAGCGCCCCGCGUCCCGUCUGGCGGUUCGGCUGCCCGCGGGGAUUGUCCGGAGGACAUGCGCGUCGUCGCUCCUCGGAGGGCUGCCAACCAUGCGCGCGAGCACUGGGCUCGACGGAGCUCGAAUCGCGCACAUGCCACGUUGGAGCUCCCUCCCCGUCCUCCAGUGCUCGGCUCCUCCUGCGUCUCUGGUCCACCGCCAGCCUCCACCCCCGAUAUCCGUGCCCUCCGCUCCUCCAAAAGACGCAGGCGGCGGAGAGUUUAGGCAGAGGCAGGCACCUGGGCAGCACCAGAUCCGUGCCGUGGAGCCUCUGUGCUGCCAGCUGCCCGCCGGCGAGUGCGGGCCUGCAGCAUGAGCAGUGCAUCCUUGAGAACAAUAGAGGAACGAACAAUGGUUACGGGUCCUUUCUUGGUGAGCGGGUGCAGGCGGACGCUGGCGCUGGACGUGCUUUCGUCAGGCGGCGGCGAGCUCUCCUCAGGCCCUCCGCGGGUCCGUUCGCAGUUGCCUGCCCACCUCCAGGCAGGUGCCCGAUACGCGCUUUCCAUGCUCUGAAUCACCCAGAGUGUUCGAUGAACCUGGGGGUUCGGCGUUCAAGCCGUUCCUUGCACUCUCUGCCGGCACAUGCGAGACGAUCACCCAUGGAUUUUCUAUCCCAGGCGACCCUGUUCGUGGCAGAUCGCGCCGACCGAGAUAGGUGUUCCCCUCGCAUGCUGGUAUUGCUUUUCCAGUCGGCAUCCAGGUGUUGUCCGUGGACGCCGAAACAUGUACUAUAUCCACGAGCGCUCAGAGAGCAGCCCACGAAGGCAGAGCCACGCCGAGCGCGGUGCGGGCGAGCUUGCCUUUCUCUCACAUUCGGGGUGCAGCGGCGCCCAAGGGCCCCCCCCCCGGCGCGAAAGCCACUGCGCCGCGGGGCGCCCGCUUGGGGCGCCCGCUCGGGGCGCCCGUGGGCGCCCGCCAAGAGCACGGGCCCCCCAGCUGGCCACGCACGAGGCGCCCGCCUGUCGAAGAGCAGCCGGGUCCGGUCGUGCAGGCCGGAGGUGAGCCCCCCGCCCGUUGUGGGAGCAGAAGGUGCCAGUGGAGACGACGGGUGCGUUAUUCCCCCUCCGUCCGCGCUCGGCACUUGCGGGGACGCCCCGCGUAAGAUUGGCGCCCUCCCCGGCUGGACAGGGCGGGUGCAGCGAUCGUCCUUGGAUCGGUCGGCCGGGCCCCAGCAGGGAGCGCCUUCGGGGGGGAUGCCCCCAGGCAGGCCUGAUAAUUACCAGCGACGCCACAAAUCUCGGUUCUUGGAC
This is a messenger RNA of Prorocentrum cordatum, 1874 nucleotides long. NCBI's taxonomy places the organism in Eukaryota, Dinophyceae, Prorocentrales, Prorocentraceae. The record is from the annotation of a GenBank genome assembly.